AAUUGAAAGCGUCUACAACCAUUGUGUUCAUAACAUAUGUAUUCUUGGAGAGAUAUCUCUGUGAAUGCAAGUGAGUGUUUUGGGCUUCCAAUUUUUUCUCUAGAAGGCAACAAUUGUAGUUUAGAAAGGAGGACUGCAUUCGCCAUCAACAGCGCUGUUAUUGAGAUAUAGCAGCCAUCUCAUGUAUCUUAUUGCAUUGUAGACGCUUCUUUUGAACAAUCUUUGUACAGAAAAAAUGUCGCCUGCAGUAAAAAACACACGUCGGCAGCGAAGAAAGCAAGCUUGCUUUACUUGCCGUCGCCGUAAGUUGAAGUGCGACAAAAAACAACCAUGUUCUCGUUGUACUGAAAGGGAUAUGGGCCAUUUGUGCUUCUUUGAGUCUUCUCCUAAAACAUCUGCAAAAGAUGAUUUUCCAAAUACCGUUCCACAAGGGAAUUCUAACCAAAGCUUUAUACCAGAAGAAAAAAAGUCAAAUGAACACUUCAGACUACAUCGUCAAGGUGUUUUAGUACGGUUGUUGAAGGAGAAAACCGAAAACGAACCAGGUGUUUACAACCCAGUUUUUCCUAUGUACCUCUUACCAGAAUUUCAGAAUACAGACAGUUGCUUUGCACUUCUUCCCCCAUUGCACAUCUUCCACAAAAUGGUGGAUCUGUAUCUUGAAAGGUUUGAAGUUAUUUUUCGAAUUGUUGAUAAAGACUCCGUGAGAAAUGCUUUACAAUUUUUGACUGAGGAAUCAUUUAAUCCGGGACUAAUGGACUUAGUUCUAUGUGUUAUAUGUGCCACUGUCCAGACAGGGGACUUGCCUACUGUGGUACAGAAUUAUUUAAGUUCCUCGUAUGAGUCUUCACAAGCUUAUGCUCGUCAAUUGAAAGACAGAAUCGAAGAUUUAAACAACUAUACUAAAAACUUAGGGCACUGUCCCGAUGCAUAUUAUCUUGAAGCCUUCAUAGUGCAAGCACAUUUAUCCUUUCUGCUAAGGUCACCGCGUAGCCUGAAUAUGGAUAUUUGCAAUGCAGUAUUUUAUGCUAAUACGUUUUAUGCGCAUAAUAUACUUGAAGGUAACAAGUAUGCACAAAAACGAUUUACUCGACAAUGGGUGGCACUUUGCCAACUUGACAUUGUCUCAUCCGUGUUUCUUGACACGCCAUUGUGGAUUCAGCACCACUUAAACGGUCAGUUUUGUCUUAAUAAAGAGGAAUGUGCUUACGAAGAGGUGUAUCUUUACCAACAACUUCUGGCUCAAAUUCUUCAAACAGCGUUUCAACUUAUUCAGGAUCAGCAUCUGCUUGAAAUAAGUGAGUUUAGUGAGAAGCUUGAAGACUAUAACGUUACUUUGUCUCGGUUAAGUUUGCAGGUGGAGAACCGCCUAGGAAUGACGGCAAGUUGCGCAGAAUCCUUUCGUUAUGGAAUUUUUAAGCUAUUACUGCUAAUAUUGAAGACCAGACUUUACAAAUACUACCCUUUCGCGGAUGGAGUCAAAGAAGGACGUUUUAAUAACUACAUCCAAACUCUUGGAAGUCUAUGUUUGAAAGAGGCAGAUUACAUAGCACUUUUACAAGAGGAUUCAAUUGCAUAUGGAUGGCACAUAGUACUCUUUGCACAUGCCAUGAGUGCUAUAGGAUACACACCAUUCUGCAAAAUACAUGGGUACCAAAUUACCUCAGAACCUCUCAAAUGCCUAACAAAAUUUAUGGCAUAUCUUGAUCGCCAUGCUCAUCCUAAAGAUGCGCAACUGACGAAAAUCACUAAAAAUUAUUUUAAGUAUAUUUCAAAUGCUUUGAAUGUAAAGGAAGAUAAUUCUAUAACCGAGGACCAGACAUGUGAGCUAAACACAACAACACCAUCCUCGGCAUCUAUCUUUAACUUUUUUGAUGGCCUAUUUUUUUGAAAAUCGUUAGUUACUAUUGUGUAAUAUGUUGUCCUAUAUUAAGCUAAAUUAUGUUGACUAAUAUAAUAUAAGCAUGUUCUCAAUGCAAGAAGGAUGAAUGUCAACAGCUCCAUGACAUGAAUAAAAUGUCUGUGAUCUCUUCGAGUAACUGCAUUUCCUGGUAACUACAAUUUCACGAAGUGUUGCAUUUGCCAGACAGUGAUUUACCUAGUAAAGUUAUAUAAAAAAGUUGAAACAGUCAUGCUCAAAUACGUAACGUGAUGACAAAAACUUG
Messenger RNA from Schizosaccharomyces japonicus yFS275, 2165 nucleotides. RefSeq lists its product as hypothetical. The transcript has a single exon. Lineage: Eukaryota; Fungi; Ascomycota; Schizosaccharomycetes; Schizosaccharomycetales; Schizosaccharomycetaceae. Gene Ontology annotation, molecular function: DNA-binding transcription factor activity, RNA polymerase II-specific; DNA binding; zinc ion binding. The record is from RefSeq and is a predicted model, not a curated record. Gene Ontology annotation, biological process: regulation of DNA-templated transcription; DNA-templated transcription; regulation of transcription by RNA polymerase II. The coding region runs from base 236 to 1891 and encodes 551 amino acids. Gene Ontology annotation, cellular component: nucleus.